AUGGCUGUUUCUUGUCCUGUCUGGUCUGACAGGAACUUCCAAGGUCGUUCCUAUGAGACCAGCGGUGACUGUGCUGAUUUCAGCCCCUACCUGAGCCGCUCUCACUCCUGCAGGGUGGAGAGCGGCUGCUUCAUGGUCUACGACCGUCCCAACUACAUGGGGAACCAGUACUUUGUGAGGAGGGGAGAGUACCCUGACUAUACCCGCAUGGGCAUGAGCGACUGCUUCAGGUCCUGCCGCAUGAUCCCCAUGCACAGAGGACAGUUCAGGAUGAGGAUCUACGAGAGAGAGCAGUUUGGAGGUCAGAUGUACGAGAUGAUGGAUGACUGUGACUCCAUCAUGGACCGUUACCGCAUGUCUGACUGCCAGUCCUGCAAUGUGAUGGACGGCCACUGGCUGAUGUACGAACAGCCCCACUACAGAGGCACGAUGAUGUACAUGAGGCCUGGGGAGUACAUGAGCUUCAGAGAUAUGGGAAUGAGCGACUGCUUCUGGUCCUGCCUCAUGAUCACCAUGCACAGAGGACAGUUCAGGAUGAGGAUCUACGAGAGGGAGCAGUUUGGAGGUCAGAUGUACAAGAUGAUGGAUGACUGUGACUACAUCAUGGACCGUUACCGCAUGUCUGACUGCCAGUCCUGCCACAUGAUGGACGGCCACUGGCUGAUGUACGAACAGCCCCACUACAGAGGCAGGAUGAUGUACAUGAGGCCUGGGGAGUACAGGAGCUUCAGAGAUAUGGGAUACAGCAACAUGAGAUGGAUGUCCAUGAGGCGCAUCAUGGAUACCUGUUAA
This is a messenger RNA of Conger conger (European conger), 792 nucleotides long. Its product is annotated as gamma-crystallin M3-like. Gene Ontology annotation, molecular function: structural constituent of eye lens. The transcript is spliced from 4 exons. The record is from RefSeq and is a predicted model, not a curated record. Gene Ontology annotation, biological process: lens development in camera-type eye; visual perception. NCBI's taxonomy places the organism in Eukaryota, Metazoa, Chordata, Actinopteri, Anguilliformes, Congridae. The coding region runs from base 1 to 792 and encodes 263 amino acids.